Molecule: messenger RNA, 7442 nt
Organism: Bombyx mori (domestic silkworm)
Lineage: Eukaryota; Metazoa; Arthropoda; Insecta; Lepidoptera; Bombycidae
Exons: 34
Coding region: 173-6985 (2270 amino acids)
Source: RefSeq, a predicted model, not a curated record
UUUUCGCUUUAAGAAUCACAUAGAUAUGUUAUGUUAUUUCAUAUUACGGUUCGUAUUAUGGAGCACUUGCGCAAACACCGCUGACAUAUAACGUUAUACAUAUAUAAACUGGUAUAGUUCGGUCGGGGCUUAUUCAAUUCAAUUUUUGUGUACGAGGUUGGUGCUAGAGGAAAUGGAUUGGACAAAGUAUUUGGUGCUAUUUAUUUUGAUGGUCGUGGUAUCAUCUACUUCGACCUCAAAGAAGAACCACCAUGAACAUUCGCAUUCUUCCCACAAAGUCGAGAAGAAUUCGAAGAUCGAGAAAGCUCUUUUAACAAAGAGUCAUGGACCGUUCUCAUCGUACGGUUUAUUCGCUUCAGCUUUCUCGGAUCACAAAACCUCACACAGGAUAUUAAAGGAAAUAUCGGAAUUGAAAGCAGCAACUAACUUAAACGAAGCAUUCCACGGAAUUUACUUGAUUGCUAAAGUCGUCUCCGACACCAUUGAGGAGUGGAUUCCAGAACUUGGCACAGCUGUCGCGAGACUUUUCCUCGCUCUCGGUCGAGGCCACGCCUGCCUCCCCGGCGGAGCCCUAAAACAACUGGCCAAAGAUUUGGAUCUUGACAUUUGCAAGAAGGACUACGGCGUGGAAUGGGGCUGGGAGUAUUAUGAGGGAGAAUACGACGAUGUCUCAACUUACUUGACUGGCUGCGGUCUGGACUCGGAUUACUUCAGCAAAAUAACGAGUCUAAUUGAAAACAGCGGGAACUUCACAGAAGGAAGACCCCGCAUAAUCAUCAAAGCGGUCAAAGAACUAUUGGAGAUUUUCAAACGCGACCCAAGCAGCUGGAGUCUAAAUGAAUUCGGAAUUGGUUUGGCUCAAUUGAUAAAGACAGCCGCGGUCCUGGCAGAGAGCUAUCGCGUCGGCUUGGGAACACAAAUCGUUGAUGGUUUCCGGCAGUUCUUCUACGACGUCAGUCAGGAGUACGGAAUCGAAAUCACAACACAACUUGAGGACAUCAAAGAAGCGAUUAAGAGCACGAAAUGCUUCAAUUUCGGUGUUCUGAAGUCGUGCGACAGCGGUUACACCGAAAUCGAUGACCUCAACGACAAUGACAAGCCAGCUCCUCGGCAGAGUGGUGCCGAAACUGUUAUAGUCUACACGGACGCCGACAAUGACGAUGACGACUUCAGCGAUCUAGAUGAAGAAAUAAUAAGACUGUUCUCCUCCGACGAGGAAAUCGAUGACGACAAAUCCGUCAUUCCACUUGACUACGCAAGAGCGAACGAUGAAUCGUGGUACGUCAACGAUGCGGGCUACGAAGAUACAGUUUUAGAUGAUAAUGGUGAUGCUGCAAACGAAAAUACCGACAGAUCUGGAGGCUUCAUUGUUAAUGAUUCACAAGCAACUGACACCAUCACUGGUGGUGGUAAACGAAAAGGCAGCGCUGACAACGAUGAUGAUCAACGUGUAGUCGAAACCUUUAUUGAUGAAGUGGCUAACUCUGAUGAUCCCUCAUUUAACAAUAAAUACACUUGGAACUAUAUUAAAGCGCAAAAAGACAAAUACUCUGAUGGUGAUAAUAGUGACGGUAAAUUUAAGGAGCUGUCCGACUCGGACUACAAAGAGGAUCAUCGAUCCCAAAAAACGUUCACCAAAACGGUCGUUUCUGAGGAUAGCAAAAGCGAUGCCGCUCUUAAAUCUCCAACAGUUAUUUUUGAAAAUUCCAAACAGAAAUCGAAGCACAGCCAUUAUAGUAAUAAAGAAAAACAUUAUCUUGUUUCUGAUGCAACAGGACAACAAGACGGUGUUGCUCACGAGACGGCUCCGUCCGGAAGCACAUCUAAAUUGAAAGAGGACGACACAACAACCGAAGCUAGUUCCGACGAAAAGACCGGAACCACAAAUGAAAGAGAUAGUAAAUCUACAAGCACUAAAGACGUUUAUUCCGGAUCCGGUCUAGAAACUUUCCUCUCGUGGUUCUUACCGAAAACGAAGAAAGACAAUGAAAUAUUUAAGACGACGCAUACGGCUGUAACAAAAACAGAUAAUGUUGAUGCGGCAAAAACAAAAACUGUCUCCGUUAGCGAACAAAACGAGCAAUUCCAACACAAGAACCAUCGGAGUGGAACCUCAUCAGAAAAAGACAUUGAUGACGGUAAAGAUUCUGUAAUCCAGCAAGACGAAACAAUUAUCGUUGAUAGCCAACAGAAAAAAGAUAAUACUGCGACAACAGGUAUGAAGAGUGACGAAUAUGAUGAUGAUCCUAAUGAACAAUCAAAAAAUGUUGUCGUAACAAAAGAGAAUAAACCAACUUCUACCGAAGUAACAAAACAUAAACACAGCCAUCAUAAACAUAAACAUGACACUGUGAUUGAAAGUAAACCAGUCCAAGAAGUCGAAAAGCACAGUGAAACUAAAGAAACACGAAAAGAACAUUCUGAAGAAAGCACAGUAACAAAGGAGACUAAACCAACACCUACCGAAAUAACAAAACAUAAACACAGCCAUCAUAAACAUAAACAUGAUAUUGUGAUUGAAAGUAAACCCAUCCAAGAAAUCGAAAAACACAGUGAAACUACAGAAACAACAAAAGAACAAUCUGAAGAAAGCACUGUAACAAAGGAGACUAAACCAACACCUACCGAAAUAACAAAACAUAAACACAGCCAUCAUAAACAUGACACUGUGAUUGAAAGUAAACCAGUCCAAGAAGUCGAAAAGCACAGUGAAACUAAAGAAACACGAAAAGAACAUUCUGAAGAAAGCACAGUAACAAAGGAGACUAAACCAACACCUACCGAAAUAACAAAACAUAAACACAGCCAUCAUAAACAUAAACAUGAUAUUGUGAUUGAAAGUAAACCCAUCCAAGAAAUCGAAAAACACAGUGAAACUACAGAAACAACAAAAGAACAAUCUGAAGAAAGCACUGUAACAAAGGAGACUAAACCAACACCUACCGAAAUAACAAAACAUAAACACAGCCAUCAUAAACAAAAACAUGAUAUUGUGAUUGAAAGUAAACCCAUCCAAGAAAUCGAAAAACAUAGUGAAACUACAGAAACAACAAAAAAACAAUCUGAAGAAAGGACUGUAACAAAGGAGACUAAACCAACACCUACCGAAGUAACAAAACAUAAACACAGUCAUCAUAAACAUAAGCAUGAUAUUGUGAUUGAAAGUAAACCCAUCCAAGAAAUCGAAAAACACAGUGAAACUACAGAAACAGCAAAAGAACAAUCUGAAGAAAGCACUGUAACAAAGGAGACUAAACCAACACCUACCGAAGUAACAAAACAUAAACACAGUCAUCAUAAACAUAAACAUGAUACUGCGAUUGAAAGCAAACCCGACCAAGAAAUUGACAAGCACAGCGAAACUACAGAAGCAACAAAAGAACAUUUUGAAGGAAACAUUAUAACGAAGGAGACUAAACCAACACCUACCGAAGUAACAAAACAUACACACAGCCAUCAUAAACAUAAACAGGAUACUGUGAUUGAAAGUAAACCCAUCCAAGAAAUCGAAAAACACAGUGAAACUACAGAAACAACAAAAGAACAUUCUGAAGGAAGCACUGUAACAAAGGAGACUAAACUAACACCUACCGAAGUAACAAAACAUAAACACAGCCAUUAUAAACAUAAACAUGACACUGUGAUUGAAAGCAAACCAGUCCAAGAAGUCGAACAGCACAGUGAAACUACAGAAAUAACAAAAGAACAUUCUGAAGGAAGCACUGUAACAAAGGAGACUAAACCAACACCUACCGAAGUAAAAAAAAAUAAACACAGCCAUCAUAAACAUGACACUGUGAUUGAAAGUAAACCAGUCCAAGAAGUCGAAAAGCACAGUGAAACUACAGAAACACGAAAAGAACAUUCUGAAGGAAGCACUGUAACAAAGGAGACUAAACCAACACCUACCGAAAUAACAAAACAUAAACACAGCCAUCAUAAAAAUAAACAUGAUAUUGUGAUUGAAAGUAAACCCAUUCAAGAAAUCGAAAAACACAGUGAAACUACAGAAACAACAAAAGAACAUUCUGAAGGAAGCACUGUAACAAAGGAGACUAAACCAACACCUACCGAAGUAACAAAACAUAAACACAGUCAUCAUAAACAUAAACAUGAUACUGCGAUUGAAAGCAAACCCGACCAAGAAAUUGACAAGCACAGCGAAACUACAGAAACAACUAAAUAUCAUAACGAAGAUACCGUUGUAACAAAAGAUAAGACAGGGAAUAAACAAACGUCCACUGAAGUAAUAAAACAUAAACACGAAAACGACGAAAAGUCCGUUACAGAAAAGCUUAUAUCGUACGUAACUCAUAGAUCGGUCGACAACAGCAAUAAAGGAAAUCGGAAAGUCAUCAUCAGCGAGAACCCAAUCAUUAUAAACGCGCCAUCUCGAAGGAACAAAUACACGAAUUACGAAAAAGUUGAUUUCACUAAGAUAAAGCAAUUCAGUCCACUCGCGCCAUUUGGCGUAUUCGCGCGAGGAAUCACAAGUAAAUGCGAGGAGUCUGCAGCUCUCUUCAGUAGCUUGUCCAGAAAACGAUCUCCGCGCAGCUUCCGGGAGGCUGUAGACACGGUUGUCGCAACCGUCAGAGCCAUCAGCCUUAUAGUCGACGGCUGGAUUCCGACACUUGGUACCCGCUUCGCUGACAUGGUCAUGGUGAUCCUCAAAACGCAAACUUGCGUUCCGCUGAAGCAAGAAUUUCCAGAGUUAGCGUACGUUUGUGACGCCAGCUUCGGAUCUGCUUGGGGUUGGACCUCGUUCCCGACUUGCGAGAGCCGCAGCCAGCUGGUGCGAGACCUGGGCCUGGUGGGCAUCAAACACACAAUUGAGACCAUGCUCAGUCAGCACGGAAAAGGGAAGGCGCCACACCAGUUAAUCGGCUCUCCAGCUGUAAUAGCGCAGUCGAUUCACCAAAUAUCCAUUUUUUAUGAACAAGAUCCAGAGGAAUGGAACUUGGAGCACUUAGCAGCUACAUUCGCAAGAACGACAACCAUAUUGGGCGCGCUCGGGAAUAGCUACAAGUCAGGACUUGGACAGUUCAUGGCUGAGGGAUUCCUGAAUUACUUCAAAUACGUCGGAAACUACUAUCAAAUUGAUUUAAGCAUCUAUGUAUCCAAGAUAUACAAAGAUCUGACCUUCUGCAAAGCGAACGCGCUUGAGGGCGUCAUUCUGGACGGGACCACGGACUACAUCGAGGAGCAUCCUAACAUAAAAUACGUAAUCAUCCGACACGUGCACGACCAAGUCCGUCGUGCGAACCGGAAUAGAAGGAACGGCAGUAAAGUAUACGAAAAAUCCGGGAGCAAAACUGGUAUAAGAAAAGUAAUUAUCGUCAGGAAGGGCGACCCUUCUGGCAAUAACGCGGCAGGCUAUGCCUAUGCUGAGGCGGGCCCGCGUAACGCAGUGUAUAACACGAACACAGAUAAUUCCGGUAGCGUUGCUUAUGCUGCGGCACAAUCGCAAGUGAACAGCCAACAGCAAGGUCUUAAUAAUGGAGGUGGAACUGUUUACUUAGAGGAAGCAAAAUCGCAGGGCGGACAAGGAAAUUCCGGUAGCGUUGCUUAUGCUACGGCACAAUCGCAGGCGAGCAGCCAACAGCAAGGGCUCGGUAAUGGAGAUGGAAUUGUUUACUUAGAAAAAGCAAAAUCACAGGGCGGACAAGGAAAUUCCGGUAGCGUUGCUUAUGCUACGGCACAAUCGCAGGCGAGCAGCCAACAGCAAGGGCUCGGUAAUGGAGAUGGAAUUGUUUACUUAGAAAAAACAAAAUCACAGGGCGGACAAGGAAAUUCCGGUAGCGUUGCUUAUGCUACGGCACAAUCGCAGGCGAGCAGCCAACAGCAAGGGCUCGGUAAUGGAGAUGGAAUUGUUUACUUAGAAAAAGCAAAAUCACAGGGCGGACAAGGAAAUUCCGGUAGCGUUGCUUAUGCUACGGCACAAUCGCAGGCGAGCAGCCAACAGCAAGGGCUCGGUAAUGGAGAUGGAAUUGUUUACUUAGAAAAAGCAAAAUCACAGGGCGGACAAGGAAAUUCCGGUAGCGUUGCUUAUGCUACGGCACAAUCGCAAGCGAGCCGCCAACAACAAGGCCUUAAUAAUGAAGGUGGAAAGGUUUACUUAAAGGAAGCAAAAUCGCAGGGCGGACACGGUAAUUCCGGUAGCGUUGCUUACGUUGGGACACAAUCGCAAGCGAACGGCCAACAGCAAGGGCUUUAUAAUGGACGUGGAACUGUUUACUUAGAGGAAGCAAAAUCGCAGGGCGAGCAAGGAAUUGCCGGUAGCCUAGCUUAUGCUGCGGCUCAAUCGCAAGCGAACGGCCAACAGCAAAGCCUUAAUAAUGGAGGUGGAACUGUUAACUUAGAAAAGAGACAUUUUCAAGGCGGUUAUGGAAACGCGAAUAGAUUUACUUACGCCCCGGCAGGACCGCAGCUUAUUGGCCAACAGCGAAACCAUAUCAAUGAGCUCGGAAGCGCUUACUUAGAAGCGGGAAGAUCACAGGUUCAAAACGCAAACGCUGGGAGCGUAGCUUACGGUGCUUUAGGAUCACAAGCAAACACCCAAAAUCAAUAUAACGGAGACAAUAGACUCAAUAAUCGACAUGUCAAUAACAUUGGCGAAGACAAAUUAAGGGCAAUAGGUGAACAAUACCAUAGGGGAUAUUCGAGCGAUCGUAAUGCAGUGAAUACGCAAAUCGAAGGUUCACUUCUAAAUCACAGUGGCCACGUUCCAUCGCCAAACGAUUUCAGGAUACAGAAUCCCGGGCAACUCGCAAACAACGUCGGAACCAACCAAAAUAAUAUUUACGGCAAUAAACAGUUUGGAUAUGGACCUCAGCAGGGGAGCGGUUAUCAGCAAAAGAACUACAGAAAUAUAAAUGAAAACGGGCAGGAUAAAAUUCACGGAGGUGAGAAUACAGAAGCAGGAGGCCAUAGCCCGGGCUUAGUUGGCGGUCUCUUCAAAUACUUGCUGGGCGGAAAAACGCAGUGAAGAAGCGUGAACCAUGAAACCGAACAACUAAACAUCAAACAAAUCAAUUGUUCUAACAUAAUUUUCUAAACCUGCAAUUAACACAUAAUUACAACCUAUUCAUUUGCUUUACCACAAAAAAAAAGAAAUCAUUCUUGGAUUCGCGAAAACAUAUAAAUAUAUAAGAUUAAAGUCCACAGAAUUCAUUAUUAAACUUUUUUUUUAACUAAUCACAAUUACUUUACUUUCUCAUUCGAAUCGUUGGGAUUAUGGAAAACAUUUAUCAGGGCUUUAUGGGCGAAACGGCAAAUAUUUAUACUAACAGCUGAUAAAACGCCGCCAUUUUCUAACAACUUUUAACUGACCAGCGAUUAAUAAAUUUGUAAUGUUUUAAAAUAAUUUAGUAAUAAAACAAAUAAACAGUUACGUGUGCGGUUAAUUUAAAUAGUGGAAAUAAAAAUGAAUGAAACAGAUAAAA